Messenger RNA from Salvia hispanica, 1152 nucleotides. RefSeq names its product RNA exonuclease 4-like. Gene Ontology annotation, molecular function: nucleic acid binding; 3'-5' exonuclease activity. Lineage: Eukaryota; Viridiplantae; Streptophyta; Magnoliopsida; Lamiales; Lamiaceae. Gene Ontology annotation, biological process: rRNA processing. The record is from RefSeq and is a predicted model, not a curated record. Gene Ontology annotation, cellular component: nucleus.
UAGAAUUCAUCCAUGGACAACAGGAACAAAUGUGCAGGCUGCUACAGACAGUUCAACAAGAUGGAGCAUCUUGUCGAGCACAUGAGGAUUUCGUAUCACUCGAAUCACGAACCCCUCUGCGGAGUCUGCCACAAGCAUUGCCGCUCCUUUGAGUCUCUCAGAGAGCAUCUCAUAGGACCUCUUCCUAAAGCCGAAUGCGAGAGGAUAUUCAAGGAUCGAGGAUGCGACAUCUGCUUGAAUGUCUUCAGCAGCCGCCACGCUCUUCUCCAUCACCGAGACAAAUGCCACUUCUCCCGUCGAAACAAUGGUUAUAGAAUGGGGAUUCAAGAUGAGUUGAGGAUGGAUAACACAAGGGGGAAAGUGGUGUCUCUGGCUUGCAAAAUGGUGGGAGGAGGCAGUGAUGGCUCACUAGACCUCUGUGCAAGAGUCUGCCUCAUUGAUGAGAACGAAAACAUCCUUUUCCACACCUAUGUCAAGCCAAGCCUUCCUGUCACCAACUACAGGUACGAGACGACUGGCAUAAGGCCGGAGUAUUUGAGGGAAGCGACGCCAGUUAGACAAGUUGGAAGGAAGAUUCAAGACUACUUAUGCAAUGGGGAGCCGAUAUGGCAGAUCCGGUCUAGAACUGGAAAAGCUCGAAUCCUCGUUGGCCAUGGCCUCGAACAUGACUUAAAAUGCUUGGAGUUUGAGUAUCCCGAGUUUCUCAUUAGGGAUACUGCUAAAUAUCCACCAUUGAUGAAGACGAGCAAGCUGAGCAACUCGUUGAAGUACUUGACAAAGGCAUAUCUCGGAUACGAUAUUCAGAACGGGGUGCAGGAUCCGUACGAGGACUGUGUUGCAGCGAUGAGGCUGUACAAGAGAAUGAGAGCACAAGAUCAUAGGGUGGAGAGCUAUCCAUUGGCUUCUGAUCAGCAGAAUCGGAAUAACUUUGCUUCGUGGAGGCAAGCCGAGCUGGAGAGGAUGAGCCCGGAGAGAAUGUUGGACAUGUCUAGAUCUGAUUACUAUUGUUGGUGCUUGGACUCCAAAUGAGGUGGAGAUGAUGAAUUCAACAACAAGUUUGAACUAUUUAUUUCCUUCUUUUAUGCCAGUAGAUUUAUGUGUAUUAUCAGAAGAAGCAGUAAUAUUGUAUAAUGCCAUUACUAUUGUUGCUAU